Hermetia illucens (black soldier fly) is the source of this 1463-nucleotide messenger RNA. Its product is annotated as 4-hydroxyphenylpyruvate dioxygenase. NCBI's taxonomy places the organism in Eukaryota, Metazoa, Arthropoda, Insecta, Diptera, Stratiomyidae. The transcript is spliced from 6 exons. Gene Ontology annotation, cellular component: endoplasmic reticulum membrane; Golgi membrane. The coding region runs from base 203 to 1345 and encodes 380 amino acids. Gene Ontology annotation, molecular function: 4-hydroxyphenylpyruvate dioxygenase activity. Gene Ontology annotation, biological process: L-tyrosine catabolic process. The record is from RefSeq and is a predicted model, not a curated record.
AUCUUGAGUUAAUCUCGAAGUGUCUACAGUUUGAAGUUAACCUACUGUUGCUGUUUUUUUAAAGAAGGACUCUACCGUUGCCUUUUCUUAGUUGAAAGUGUGAUAUUGCAAGUGAUUUUCAAAAAUCCAGUGUAUACCAUUUUAGAUUGAAGUUUAGUUUUUUAAAGGGCGGACUAUUUAAAAACCUUUCUGUUUGGUGAUAAUGACAACAUAUACCGACAAAGGACCAAAACCACAAGGAGGACAAUUUUUAGCUUUCGACCAUAUCACUUUCUACGUUGGAAAUGCCAAGCAGGCGGCUAGCUAUUAUACGACCCGUAUGGGCUUUGAACCAUUAGGGUAUCGAGGUUUGGAAACAGGACAUCGUCAAUAUGCUGAGCAUGCUGUGAGGCAAAAUAAGAUAGUCUUCGUUUUCAUCUCGGCUUAUGAGCCUAAUAACGAAGUACAUGGACGCCAUUUGAUGAAACAUGGCGAUGGAGCCAAAGACGUCGCAUUUGCUGUCGAUGAUUUGGAUAUUAUCGUCGAACGUGCCAAAGAACGUGGCGCAAAAAUAGUUAGAGAUAUUUGGGAAGAGACUGAUCAGGAUGGCACUGUACGUUUUGCAACCGUCCAAACCUAUGGCGAUACUACGCACACCCUCGUGGAACGGAAACGAUUCCGGGGCGCAUUUUUACCGGGUUUCCGACCCGUACCGAAAGACUGUUUAUUGGUAGGAUUACCUCCUGCCCAUCUUGACUUCAUUGAUCAUGUAGUCGGCAAUCAACCAGAUCUCCACAUGGAAAGUGUAGCGUCAUGGUAUGAGAAAUGCCUGAUGUUCCAUCGAUUCUGGUCUGUCGAUGACUCACAGAUUCAUACCGAAUAUUCAGCAUUGCGUUCAAUCGUAAUGACCAACUAUGAAGAAACUAUUAAGAUGCCGAUCAACGAACCGGCGAAUGGAAAGAAGAAAUCGCAAAUCCAGGAGUAUGUUGAGUACUAUGGAGGUGCUGGCGUUCAGCACAUUGCUCUGAAUACCAGCAACAUCAUUGCGGCCAUUCAGAACUUACGUGCUCGCGGGAUGGAAUUUCUGACUGUACCUGAUGUUUACUAUGAUAUGCUUAGAAAGCGUUUGGCCGAAAGUAAGAUUAAUAUUAAGGAGGACUUAAAGAUACUUCAAGACUUGAAGAUUCUCAUCGAUUACGAUGAGAAUGGAUACUUGUUGCAGAUAUUCACUAAGAACAUGCAGGACAGGCCAACUUUGUUCUUGGAAGUAAUUCAACGCCACAACCACAAUGGUUUCGGUGCUGGAAACUUCAAGGCCUUGUUUGAAGCCAUCGAAAUCGAACAAGCAAAACGUGGCAAUUUGUAAAAAUUGUACAAAAUAUUGUUUUAUUUCGUUUUACCUCAUUAGAGGUUACAUAUUUGUAAAUACAAUAAAUGAAUGAUACGACAAUAUAAUGUGUCUACGUUUCAAUGAGACAAAAUAA